CUUGAUACUAAAAUACAUGAAAAUUGGUUAAGUAUGGAAUCACAUGGCCAUAGCAAGAGGGUACCAAGCCGGCAAGGCAUGGCUUGGUACCAAGACAUGAAAAGCAUGAAUUUGGCUAAGUAUGAAGCCAAAGGGGUCGGCAAGACAGGCUUGGCAGCCAAGCAAAGCGACAGGGUAUCAUACCCCUUGGUAUCAUGACCCCAAGGGGGUAUCAAGCCGGUAAGACUGACUUGGUGGCCAGGCAACAGGGGGGCAAGACGGACUUGAUAGCCAGACAUCAGGGUAUCAAGCCUACAAGACAAGAAAUUCGACUAAGGCAUGGUGGCUAGCUGAGGUGGCCACCCGAUUAGGUACCAAACAGCCAUGUAUGGCCCUUAUGGGGCCAUAUGGAGACAAAGUCCCAAGACUUGGUACUAAGCCGACAGGGUGUAAUUUACCAACUUGAUGAGACUACAAAAACUAAGUAUGGAUACCAAGCCACCAGGGCUGGCUUGGUAGCAAGGGGUGUCAAGUUGAUUAAUUGGGCUUGGUGGCAUGCCAGAAGGUAUCAAGCCGACGAGACGGCUUGGUAACAACCAACAAGUUAAUGAGAAGGAUUUGAUGUCAUGAGGCGGUAGCGGACUCAGGAGCGGGGAGUUAUCAAGCAGUCGAGGGUGAGAUCAAGACCUCAUCAUGGUUCAUGGAGGCUAAGGCAAGAGCCUCAACCCCAUCCAGUCAUGACAAGACGACAAGGAUCAACAACAACCCGACCCGGCAUCGAGGCCAUCAAGUACCCACCAGCCCAAGAUGGGACAAGGGCCCCAAGGGUGGCGGUUACCAAUUAGUCACCAAGGCGGCAACAAGGACUCCGAGGCGGUUUGGAGCAGCAAGCCAACUAGCGGUUACAAAGGCAGUUACCAAGGCAGUUACACUCGAUGACUAUAAAUAGGAGAAACUAAAAUUGUUAAAGGGUUCCACAACCAAUCAUUUGACACACUAUGUCAAAAUUUAUCUUUUCUCUGCAACUUGCCUUUUAGUUUUUCAGAGCUCUCACUGAACCUCCAUAGGAGUAGAGUAACGUAGCUUGUUCCCAAAAAAACCAUCAAAACAUCAAACACCCUCGUUCGAACAUUGUUCGGAGAGGAGUGAACCGUGUAAUUAUCGUUGUUCGAGAAGUCAAGGUGCAUUCAUUGUGUUCAAACACCAGUUUUUCCUUGCCGGAAAACAAAUUGGCACACCUGGUGGGACACUGAGUGUUUGAUUUGAUGGCUCCACGACUGAAAGAACAAGAAGGUGAUCUUUCACUUGGAUUUAUAAAAGAGCUAGUGGCUAGGUAUGAUCUUGGCCAAUUAGCAAAAAGUAACGCCGGAAACAAUGGCGGGGCAAGUGGUCAGCCUUCUCCGGCGCCAUGUUUGGGUGUAACCACCACCACUUUGUCUCUCCACCAGUCACUGGUGGUAGAAAUGCAAUUAAUGGAGGAGGCUAUGGUGGGAUACACAAAACAAAUUGUAUCUCAACUUGAUUGUUUCCAUACUCGGCUAAAUCGGCAUUUGGAUCAACUAGAUGAGAUUUGUGAGAUAAAUGAAAAUAAUUGUAAGAAGUUUCGCCAACUUUUGAUGAAAUCAAUAUUGAGAUCAAAGGUUUUGGCGAAAGAUGGUGUAGAUCCACCAUCAAGCGUUGCUACUGGGGAUACGAGUAUUCUAAACUUCGGUGGCCGGACUACCCCGCCACGGUCAGAGAACUCAUCGUCUCCGGUGACAAGUCAACCACCUCUUCAACGUGGUGGUUGUGGCGAGAAUCUCGCUCCCACGUUCACCACUCAUGUAAAGAAAUUGCCUAUACAGACAAUUACUUUAGAAACUGCCUCAAAGGCUAGACCAUGCCUUAAUGUGAAAGUUGGUGCAGGGUCACUCACUACAAAUGUGUUCCCACAAGCUUGUCCAGCACCACUGUUAUCCACGCCCAUCAAGCCUGGUGGAUGCAACCCGCGAGGGGGGCAGGCAGAGGGGUAUGAAAGCCUACCACCUGACAAGUUGACGGUGAAAUAUCAGGCUAGGGGGCACGUUGACGUCAAGGAAAAUGGAAAAAGAACUUUGUUUAAGGACUCACCACAUUUUUCAUCUAAGUGUGGCAAGAAUGACAUGUCUCUAUCUCCAUGCAGCGGACAGGGGGGCAUGUCAUCAGACAUGAAGGAUAGAGUGAGUGGCAAGUCUAAGUGGGUGUUGCCUACCCAUGCCAUCUAUAAUUUUCAUAACUUUGACAACGUGUCAAAGAGUGCACAAGGAGGCAAGGCCCCUUGUAGCAUGCCACCCAUGAAGGGUCGACAAGGGGGCAUAUCAUCAACCACAAACAAUAGAAAGAUACACAUGCCCAAGAAGCCACAACAAACCCAAGCCACACAUGCUUGUAGUAAGAAUGUUAGUGAAGUUGAGUUUGGCAAAGGGGGCACGUCAAAAACCAUGAACAAGGCUAUGGGGGGCAUGUCUCCAACCACUGGACAGGGGGCAUGUCACCGAUAGUGAAGAAACGAGUGGAGAACAAGUCUAGGAGUGUUCAUCACGCCCAACCCACUCAAAAAAUUUAUAAGUAUGAGAUGGUGUUAAGGGAUGGACGAGGAAGGAAGUCCAUGCCUAAAGCCCCCCAGGGCAAUUUGAAACCAACACCAAAUGAGUUGUUUCCCCUAACAGAGGGAAGACAAGUAGUGUAUGGAUGGUUGGUCUGGUUUAACCCAUGGACUUGGCAGUGGCUGUACACCUUUGGCACGUUGGUAGGUGCCAAAGGGCAUGGAUAUUAGUGACGUUUGUCACUCUCUUCUAUAUUAAAAUAAAUAAAUAUAAUAUUAGUAAAAAAAAGAGAAAAGAAAAAUCGAAAGCCAAUCAUGGCUAAAAAAUACGAGGUCGAAGUGUCAAGUUUUAGUUAGAUUUGUAAUGUGAGAACCUGGUCAUAACUGAUAAGCCACACUCAUGUGGUGGCUGGAUCCAUGUCAUUUACAUGGCAUGAGCAGGUGAUUCGCUGUCGGUGUAGACCAUUUAUUGUCCAAGCCACCCGUCCAAGGAAGCCUGCUUGUCGUAAGAGGAUGGGAUGCUACAUGAUCAAUUAAUCAAUGUCAAGUAUCUCAAGCCUUAUGUCUCUUCUCUUUGGGACGUUGGUGUCAAGGGGUUCAAUGUUGGGCGGCAACCAUGGUGGCCGGCAUGCCAAGCCUCCCACACCCUAAGACAUGGCAUGAUACCCUCGUGAUAAAGCAUGGCUUGAGUA
Linum trigynum is the source of this 3234-nucleotide messenger RNA. The record is from the annotation of a GenBank genome assembly. NCBI's taxonomy places the organism in Eukaryota, Viridiplantae, Streptophyta, Magnoliopsida, Malpighiales, Linaceae.